AAGCUUCAGUUCCCACCCGACGGGUAAACACCAGCGCACAGGGAUAUCAGAGCAGCGUGUGUGAGUGGCUAAAAUCUCGCUGAGAGUUUAAAGCUUAAAACUCGUGUUUCAUGUUUAGGUGACAACAUGGACAAUACGACGGACGGGACGUGGGACAGUUUACCUGUUAAACUCAACGAGAGGAUUUUAGAGACGCUCCACGAGCUGAAGUUCACACAUAUGACACCUGUUCAGUCUGCGUGUAUUCCGCUGUUCAUGAGCAACAAGGACGUGGCUGCAGAGGCGAUAACUGGGAGUGGGAAGACGCUGGCGUUCGUCAUUCCAAUCAUAGAGCUGCUCCUGAAGCGAGAAGAGAAGCUGAAGAAGAUGCAGGUCGGGGCCCUGGUGGUCACCCCCACGAGAGAACUGGCCCUGCAGAUCAGUGAGGUGAUGGGACAGUUCAUAGAGAAGUUUCCACAGUUUACGCAGAUUUUACUGAUCGGUGGUACUAACCCGAUAGAGGACGUGGAGAAGUUCAAGGAGCAGGGGGCGAACAUCGUGAUCGCGACGCCGGGCCGACUGGAGGACAUGUUCAGGAGGAAGUCCGACGGUCUGGACCUGGCGAGCUCAGUCAAGAGUCUGGAUGUUCUGGUUCUGGACGAGGCCGACAGGCUGCUCGACAUGGGCUUCGAGGCCAGCCUGAACACCAUCUUGGGCUUCCUGCCCAAACAGAGGCGCACAGGCUUGUUCUCAGCCACUCAGACGCAGGAGCUGGAGAAGCUGGUGAGGGCCGGCCUCAGGAACCCCGUCCGGAUCACCGUCAAAGAGAAAGGCCUGGCCGCCGUCGCCGCCUCCCAGAAGACCCCGUCCAGACUCUCCAACUACUACACCAUUUGCAGAACGGACGAGAAGUUCAACAACCUGGUGACGUUUCUACGGCAACACAAGCACCAGAAGCACCUGGUCUUCUUCAGCACGUGUGCGUGUGUCGAAUACUACGGUCGAGCUCUGGAGACGCUGGUGAAGAAAGUCACCGUCCGCUGCAUCCACGGCAAGAUGAAGAAUAAACGCAACAGCAUCUUCGCCGACUUUCGGGCCCUGAAAAGUGGGAUCUUGGUUUGUACGGACGUCAUGGCCAGAGGCAUCGACAUCCCCGACGUUCACUGGGUGCUGCAGUACGACCCCCCGAGCAGCGCCAGUGCGUUUGUGCAUCGGUGCGGGCGCACGGCUCGCAUCGGUAACCACGGCAACGCCCUGGUCUUCCUGCUGCCGAUGGAGGAAUCGUACGUCAACUUCCUGUCCAUCAACCAGAAGUGCCCGCUCCAGAAGAUGCCGCCGAUAACCGACGUGGUGGACGUGCUGCCCAAAGUGAAGGCCAUGGCUCUGGAGGACCGCGCCAUGUUCGAGCGAGGGAUGAGGGCCUUCGUCUCGUACGUCCAGGGCUACGCCAAACACGAGUGUAGCCUCAUCUUCAGGGUCAAAGAUCUGGACUUUGCCGCUCUGGCCCGAGGCUUCGCGCUCCUUCGCCUCCCGAGGAUGCCCGAGCUGAAGGGAAAGACGUUUCCCGACUUCAAGGAGGCGGGGGUGGACACGGACACCAUCCGCUACAAGGACAAGAACAGGGAGAAGCAGAGACGCAAGAUGCUGGCGGAGCAGAAAGACAAAGAGAAGACGCCGUUUCCUAAGAGGAACUUCAUAAAGAACAAGGCCUGGUCCAAACAGAAGACCAAGAAGGAGCGGAGGAAGAAGGUGGCGGCCAAGAGGAAGCACAACGAGGGCUCCGACGUGGACGAUGAAGACAUGAACGAGCUUCUAAGCGACACUCGUCUCCUCAAGAAGCUAAAGAAAGGUCAAAUCAGCGAGGAGGACUUUGAGAGCCAGAUAACGAGUCACGGACCAAAGGCAAAACACAAAACAGAAUCAUAACAGAGGAAAUAAAUCUGUGACUUUUUUU
This is a messenger RNA of Mugil cephalus (flathead mullet), 1933 nucleotides long. RefSeq names its product DEAD (Asp-Glu-Ala-Asp) box polypeptide 55 (gene ddx55). Gene Ontology annotation, molecular function: ATP binding; nucleic acid binding; RNA helicase activity. The coding region runs from base 127 to 1905 and encodes 592 amino acids. Gene Ontology annotation, cellular component: nucleolus. The record is from RefSeq and is a predicted model, not a curated record. The transcript is spliced from 14 exons. NCBI's taxonomy places the organism in Eukaryota, Metazoa, Chordata, Actinopteri, Mugiliformes, Mugilidae.